UUAUGCACUGUAUGUUGCAAGUGUUUUGAAAAAGAAGGCUUUUCCUUGGCAUAACAAAGAGUCAGCUUUCAUGACAAGCUGACAUAAUACGGGUGUGAAUCACGGACUAAUGCUGCUCUUCUUCCUUCCAUUCUUUUCCUCUUUUCUCCCUGCCUUUCCGCUCCUCUUCACCACACACUAUCCCUCACUGCCACGCUCACGGCGCUCCCUGCCUUCACUCUGUCCGCCACGCCUUCCAUUCACAGUUACGUACGUGACAAAUAUUUCCAUCAAUCAGAACUUUACCUUCGUGGCCUCGUACCCUUGCAUGCUGAUUAUGGAGAGGUACCCAUUCGGCAAGUACGAGUGUAACCUCACCUUGACAUUCGAGGAAAAAGACCUUCAUUGGAGCGAAGAGAACUACCAAACUAUUAAAUACUCCGGCGACCACGACCUCCUGGACUACAGACUGGAGAAGAUAACCUUGUAUGCCAAGAAGGAAGAGUUGACUAUCACGCUGCACCUGAUUGGCCAGCCCGAGUACCAUCUAAUCAGCAGCUUCCUCCCUAGUACCCUCAUGCUCAUCAUCUGUUAUUCCUCGUUCUACUUCCCCAUCGUGGAUUUUAACGGAAGAAUGCACGUCUCGCUAACAUCUCUCGUGGUUCUUCUGGCUUUCUUCUCCCAGGCAACGAAUUCCUACGUGAAGACACCUUAUUAUAAACUCAUCGACGUGUGGUAUGUGCUGCUCGUCUGGCUGUGCUGCCUGGUGGUCAUCGCUAACGGCAUUGUCAAUUCUCUGAGGGUGCAGCGCGUCAAGACACACACCGAGCUGACCAAGAAAGUGUUGAGGGCGAAAAAGUUCAACAUCGGAUGCAUGAUUGUUAUGCCUAUCUUGUUUGGACUUAUAGUGUUUGUGUUUGUGCUGUUUGCCAUGCACGCUAUCUGA
This is a messenger RNA of Portunus trituberculatus (swimming crab), 925 nucleotides long. RefSeq lists its product as uncharacterized. NCBI's taxonomy places the organism in Eukaryota, Metazoa, Arthropoda, Malacostraca, Decapoda, Portunidae. The transcript has a single exon. Gene Ontology annotation, cellular component: membrane. The coding region runs from base 110 to 925 and encodes 271 amino acids. Gene Ontology annotation, biological process: monoatomic ion transport. The record is from RefSeq and is a predicted model, not a curated record.